This is a messenger RNA of Aaosphaeria arxii CBS 175.79, 675 nucleotides long. RefSeq lists its product as uncharacterized. Bases 1 to 675 code for a protein of 224 amino acids. The transcript has a single exon. The record is from RefSeq and is a predicted model, not a curated record. NCBI's taxonomy places the organism in Eukaryota, Fungi, Ascomycota, Dothideomycetes, Pleosporales.
AUGGAGGACCAUAAAAGACUCACCAUCAAGUCCCUCAAACCCUCCCGAUCUCUCAACUUCCUCAAUCGAGAAUACCUCUCAUCAAAACUAUCCCUAUCAAACCGCCAUUCCACCCCCCCAAAACACCCCCCCAACCCACCACCCACCAUAACAGUAUCAAACCAAACCACACCCCCCCUGCUCCGCCCAAAUCUCAAAGAAGACCCCUCCACACCCCCCGAACCACCAAAGGAACCAAAGCGUAACUCAUUCGUUUCAUUCGUCGACAGCAUCAGCUCCAACACCAGCUCCAAGGCCAGCUCUAGGAAGCUCACCAAAAAGCGCCCCGCCUCCACAGCAAUGGCAUCUUCAUCGUCGACGAACGUCCUCGAAGAUAACCCUGAGUACGCCACGGCGAACUUCGUUGGUGGAAUGGUCGCCAGAGAAGAGAGGGCGGAGGUCGAGGCGUUGAAGAAUCUGGACCCGGUGAGGAGUAUUGUCGGUAAAGAACAGCGGGCGGGGGUCGAGGCUGUGAAGAAUCUGGACCCGGUGAGGAAUGAGGAGAGGCAGGUGAAGAGGGAGUAUGAGGUCAAGGUGAGGGAGGAUAGGGAGAGGACGGAGCAGUUGGAUAAGAAGUUCAGGGCUGAGGAGGUGUGUGAGGAGGAGAGUGAGAAGAGGAAGGGGAGGCAGUUUUAA